This is a messenger RNA of Dipodomys spectabilis (banner-tailed kangaroo rat), 3467 nucleotides long. RefSeq names its product inositol polyphosphate-5-phosphatase B (gene Inpp5b). Gene Ontology annotation, biological process: phosphatidylinositol dephosphorylation; signal transduction. Gene Ontology annotation, cellular component: membrane; cytosol. The record is from RefSeq and is a predicted model, not a curated record. Lineage: Eukaryota; Metazoa; Chordata; Mammalia; Rodentia; Heteromyidae. The transcript is spliced from 24 exons. The coding region runs from base 34 to 2778 and encodes 914 amino acids. Gene Ontology annotation, molecular function: inositol-1,4,5-trisphosphate 5-phosphatase activity; phosphatidylinositol-4,5-bisphosphate 5-phosphatase activity.
GGACCUAGCGUUGACAGCUGGGGAGGAUCCAGCAUGGACCAGUCUGUGGCUAUCCAGGAGACGCUGGCAGAGGGGGAAUACUGCAUCAUCGCAGUACAAGGUACGCUGUGUGAGGGAGACAGCAGGCAGAGCCGCCUGCUGGGGUUGGUGCGCUACCGCCUGGAGCAUGGUGGCCAGGAAUACGCUCUCUUCCUGUACACACACCGGAGGAUGGCCAUUACAGGGGAUGAUGUCUCUUUGGAUCAGAUUAUACCAGUCUCUCGGGAUUUUACACUGGAAGAAGUAUCCCCAGAUGGUGAACUCUACAUCCUUGGUUCAGAUGUGACUGUUCAGCUGGACACAGCAAAGCUCAGCCUUGUAUUCCAACUGCCCUUUGGUUCACACACUAGGAUGUUCCUCCAGGAAGUCACCAGGGCCUGUCCAAGCUUCGAUCCUGCGACCCCGGAUCCUGAGUUCCUCUGGCUAUCCCGAUACAAGUGUGUGGAGCCAGCGCCAGAGGCUGCCACAGCACGCGGUUGGAACACGGCCCCGGGUACCUCACCCUGGUGCGCGGCAAUUGGCGGAGGUGGUGGCUCUAACUUUGACAGUGAAAGGCCAAAUGGAAAAAACAUGCUUAUGAACCCAAGUUCCGGGAGUCAGGAUAAACCAGAAAACUUGCUCCCAAGGCACAAUAAAUCCAAGUCUGAAAUCUCUGACAUGGUUCGCUCUUCCACCAUCACAGUAUCAGAUAAGGCUCAUAUUUUAUCAGUGCAAAAGUUUGGGCUGAGAGAAACAAUUGUGAAGUCACAUCUACUUCAGAAAGAAGAGCAGUACACCUACAUUCAGAACUUCAGGUUUUUUGUGGGAACAUACAAUGUAAAUGGACAAUCCCCGAAAGAAUGCCUCCGCCCCUGGCUGAGCCAUGGUAUCCAGGCACCAGAUGUGUACUGUGUAGGGUUCCAGGAGCUGGAUCUGAGUAAGGAAGCCUUUUUCUUUCAUGAUACUCCAAAGGAGGAAGAAUGGUUUAAAGCUGUGUCAGAGAGUCUUCAUCCAGAUGCCAAAUAUGCAAAGGUAAAGCUCAUCCGACUGGUUGGGAUUAUGCUGCUAUUAUAUGUCAAACAGGAACAUGCAGCAUAUAUCUCUGAAGUGGCAGCUGAGACUGUGGGGACAGGAAUUAUGGGGAGAAUGGGUAACAAAGGUGGCGUGGCAAUCAGGUUCCAGUUACACAACACCAGUAUUUGUGUUGUGAAUUCGCACCUGGCAGCCCACACAGAAGAAUAUGAGAGGAGGAACCAAGACUAUAAAGACAUUUGUUCUCGGAUGCAGUUUUGUCAGGUUGACCCAAGUCUUCCCCCUCUCACCAUCACCAAGCACGAUGUGAUCUUGUGGCUGGGGGACCUCAACUACAGGAUAGAAGAGCUGGAUGUGGAAAAAGUGAAAAAGCUCAUCGAAGAGAAGGCCUUUCAAACCCUGUAUGCAUAUGAUCAGCUCAAAAUUCAGGUGGCUGCAAAGACUGUCUUUGAAGGCUUCACUGAGGGUGAGCUCACAUUCCAGCCUACCUACAAAUAUGACACUGGCUCUGAUGACUGGGAUACCAGUGAGAAGUGUCGUGCCCCUGCCUGGUGUGACCGAAUUCUCUGGAAAGGAAAGAACAUAACUCAGCUGAGUUACCAGAGCCACAUGGCCUUGAAGACCAGCGAUCACAAACCUGUCAGCUCAGUGUUUGACGUUGGGGUGAAGGUCGUAAAUGAAGAACUCUAUCGGAAGACUCUGGAGGAAAUUGUUCGCUCCCUGGAUAAAAUGGAAAACGCCAACAUUCCUUCUGUGUCCCUUUCCAAGCGUGAGUUCUGUUUUCAGAAUGUGAAGUACAUGCAAUUACAAGUAGAAUCCUUUACAAUUCAUAAUGGACAAGUACCCUGUCAGUUUGAAUUUAUCAACAAGCCUGAUGAAGAAUCUUACUGUAAACAAUGGCUUAGUGCCAACCCCAGCAGAGGAUUCCUCCUGCCAGAUUCUGUCAUUGUGAUUGAAUUGGAGCUCUUUGUAAAUAAGACCACGGCCACAAAACUCAACUCAGGUGAAGAUAAAAUUGAGGAUAUUCUGGUUUUGCACUUGGACAGGGGAAAGGAUUACUUUUUGUCCGUGUCUGGGAACUACCUACCCAGCUGUUUCGGAUCUCCCAUUCAUACAUUGUGCUGCAUGAGAGAGCCAAUCUUAGAUCUACCACUUGAAACUGUUAGUGAGCUGACUCUAAUGCCAAUAUGGACAGAAGAUGACGUGAGCCAGCUGCAGAGCCCCAUGGAAAUCCCCAAAGAACUCUGGAUGAUGGUUGAUUACCUAUACCGAAAUGCUAUCCAGCAGGAAGAUCUGUUUCAGCAGCCAGGCUUGAGGUUGGAAUUUGAACAUAUCAGGGACUGUUUGGAUAAAGGAACAAUCGAUAAUCUUUCUGCUAGCAACCAUUCAGUAGCUGAAGCCUUGCUGCUUUUCCUGGAGAGUCUGCCAGAGCCCGUCAUCUGUUUCAGCGCCUACCAUAAUUGCUUGGAGUGUUCUGGCAGUUACACAGCGAGUAAGCAGGUCAUUUCUACUCUUCCCAGAUGCCAUAAAAAUGUCUUCAACUACUUGAUGGCGUUUUUGCAAGAAUUGCUGAAAAAUUCAGCGAAAAAUCAUUUGGAUGCGAAUAUUCUAGCAAGCAUAUUUGGCAGCUUACUGCUUCGAAACCCAACUGGUCAUCCAAAGCUUGAAAUCACAGAGAAGAAAAAAGCUCAAGAGUUUAUUCAUCAGUUUCUCUCCAACCCACUCUGAGCCUCUCUCAUCUCCAGUUUCAUUCAAGGCAGCCAGUUGCUAGCCCUACCUGUUUCAGCUCAAGAGAUGUCUGUCUUGGGAUGAAACAAAGCCACCUGGAAGCAAGAAUAGUGGCUGUCUCUUCCAGAUGCUACACCUACCCAUUGCUAGUGCUUGGGGUUAGCAUACCCUAUGCUGAGUUGUGAAAACAUGGGGGAAUUCCACCUUGGUAAAACUGACAUUUGAUGUUCAACUUUAGUUAUUUAACGCAAAAUAGAUUUCUAUUCAUUUUUUUAUUUAAAAUUUUUUUAUAGAACUGUUUUUUUUGCUCACUCAACCUGCCUCGAGGGCAGUCAUUGCCUUCCUACAACCUGGGCUGAACUUGUGAUCAGAUAUUUGGACAAACUUGGAAGUCCCAAGGGGAGAAUGAGUUGGACAGUAAGAAUGCUCCUGGGUAAACAACCCUGAGCUACCACAGAUGCUUCCACUGCUCAAUGUGUAUAUAGGAACUCUUACCCCCUUCCAACUUAGAUGUGGCUAGGUAACUCUGAGGCUGGCCACUCAGCCUUUGAGAAUACAGUGGCUUAGGAAACCAGGUUCUGGUGAGUCAGAUGGAUUUUUCUGGGCCUGCAAAUCCUCCGAGCUCUUUAUAAUGUAUCCCUUCUUUCAUAGUCUAAUAUAUUUUAAUGAUAAAUACAUUUUUAACAGUU